Messenger RNA from Triticum turgidum subsp. durum (durum wheat), 927 nucleotides. Lineage: Eukaryota; Viridiplantae; Streptophyta; Magnoliopsida; Poales; Poaceae. The record is from the annotation of a GenBank genome assembly.
AUGCCGCUCGCCAUUGCCGUCCCCUCGGCGGCGGCGCUCCGGCGGCCAUAUCACUUCCGCUUUCUCCACCCUCCCAGAAAGCUUAGCCUAUCGAGAACACGCUGCGCCCCUUCGCCCCCGGCAGAGGCGCAGCCAGUGCCUCCGCAACCCCGGCGAUACCCGAGGCAGUACCCAGGCGAGGCGGUGGGCGUUGCCGAGGAGAUGCGGUUCGUCGCCAUGCGCCUCCGCAACACUAAGCGCACUACUCGUAAGGGCAAUAAUAGGGCUGACGGAUCCGGGGAGGACGAUGAAUCGAGGGAGGAUGAGGUGGAGGACAACGACGACAUGGACGAGGAGGGAAACGACGAAGUGAAGGAGGAGGAGGAGGAGGAGGAGGAGGAGGACAACCAUGAAGUGGAGGAGUGGAUGCCCAGCAUGGAAGGGUUCGUGGGCUACCUUGUGGAUAGCAAGCUUGUCUUCGACACCGUUGAGCGGAUCAUAGCCGGGUCUACGGACGUCGCCUAUGUUUACUUCAGGAAAAGUGGUUUGGAACGUUCGGCUAGCAUUGAAAAAGAUUUGGAGUGGUUCAGAGAACAAGCAAUUGAAAUUCCAGAGCCAAGUACUUUUGGAUCAACAUAUGCAGCUUAUCUGUCUGAAUUGGCUGGGAGCAGUGCCCCGGCCUUCCUUUCCCAUUAUUACAAUCUUUAUUUUUCUCAUACAACUGGAGGGUUGGCGAUUGGUAAAAAGACGUGCGACAAAAUUUUGGAUGGGAGAUUGCUGGAGUUCUACAAAUGGGAUUCUGACCCAGAAAUUUUACUAAAAGAUGCUAGGGAGAAGCUUAAUGAGCUUAGCAAGCACUGGUCUCGGAAGGACAGGAACUUGUGCUUGAAAGAAGCCGCAAAAUGCUUCCAGUACAUGGGGCGGAUCGUGCGGUUAAUCGUUUCAUAG